This is a messenger RNA of Chara braunii, 2107 nucleotides long. Lineage: Eukaryota; Viridiplantae; Streptophyta; Charophyceae; Charales; Characeae. The record is from the annotation of a GenBank genome assembly.
CGGACUCAUAAGUUUAUACAAAUUGGCUUACCCUCAUGCGGGAUUUAGUCAAGCUGGAGGCACAAGACCUCCCGGGUGGAUCGGGUGGAAAAAAGACCACCGGCCGCAAACGGUUUCCAGGCAGCAACCGUUUUGCAACACAUGAUCUACUUGAGGAUGACGAGGAGACCUUCGCAGAGGAUCCUUCUCUUGAUGACGAUCAAGAGCAAGGCUGCGAGGCAUCUUGCUCUUCGUCAGCCCAUGAGUCUGAGUAUGUGAAUGAUGAUGAAUCUAUGAAUGCCUUCAAGAAGACUGCCUUCAAAAGUAAGGGAUCGAGGACCACAGUGAAGAACAAUACUAACACCAUUCUCCUUCCCAAGGGAGCGAAGAUUCCACCCAAACUGGAAGAUCCUGCCACCAAACCAUGGGUAGAUCUCCGGAUCAGUGAAAGUGGGUGCAAGGUCUUCAGCAAGAUCGAUCUCAAGUCUGGCCACCACCAGAUUGAAGUCGACCCUGCAGACCAGCACAAAACUGCAUUCAAAACUCGCGACGGGUUGCACAAAUUUACCGUCAUGCGCUUCGGUCUCAUGAAUGCACCGGCCACCUUUCAAAGUCUCAUGAACAAGGUGUUCCGCAACCAGAUCAAUCGCUUUGUUGUUGUUUAUCUGGAUGAUAUACUAAUCUUCAGCAAAUCGAUGGAGGAGCACAUGAGACAUCUUGAGGAAGUGUUACAGAUCCUCAAGGAUGCACAACUCCAUCUCAACUUGGAGAAAUCUGAGUUUGGGAGGGACAGCGUCAUCUACCUUGAACAUCGGUUGUCUGCAGCAGGCCUAGAGCCCGAGGCAACCAAAGUUGAGGUCAUCCGCAGGCCUCAACCGGACAAUGUCCGCGAGUUGCGUUCUUUUCUUGGUCUUGCGUCAUACUACCGUAAGUUUGUACCCAAAUUCUCUAUCAUCGCCCAUCCGCUGUCUAAGUUGACAAGUAAGAAUGUGUCUUACACAUGGGAUGGGGAACGCACAACACCCUUCCAAGCAUUGAAAGAGGCUAUGUAUGGGCCCCCGAAAACUUUCGUGAGUGACCCGGACACUAGAUUCAUAAGUGAAGAUUGGAAGGACUUCACCUCCCAGAUCUAUGACAUCAAACUCAAGAUGACAUCUGGUCGAUAUCCUGAAGCCAAUGGUUUGGCCGAGGAGAUCAACCAGACUGUGAUCCAACUUCUCCGAGCUCUAAUUGUGCCUGAUCAGAACUCUUGGGAUGCGGAGUUGCCGAUUGUGCAGGGGUUGUACAACAACUCCAUACACUCCUCCACCGGGAUGACACCUAACCGGUUGCACCUGGGGUGGAGAACUCGGAAUCCUCUAUUCUAUCUGUUUCCUGAACAGCCACCUGGCCUGACACCUAGCCAGCCAGGCUACAGCGCUAAGUUUGAUCGUUUGCUCAAAGUUGUUGUCGCAACUAUGGAAAGGCGACGUAGUGCCAUGAUUAAGCAUGCAAACAAAAAGCGCCAGCCUGACCCUUUCACAGUGGGAAGUUAUGUUUGGGUUAAGAUGUCUGAGUUUUCUGAAGAAGAAGGUGUAUCACGAAAGCUUCUUCCUCAGUACUGCGGUCCGUGGAAGGUGCUGAACCGAGUAGCGAAUGAUUCAUUUGGUCCUUCUUACACGAUCGACGUGCCUCCUCAUCUGCUCACGUACCAAGUCUUUCAUGCAUCGAAGUUGUUUCCGUAUGAAUCGCCCGAAACUUUUCCAUAUCGAGAAUCAAUGAUUCCUCGUGCAAUCAAGGGCGGUCAUGAGAUUGACAGAAUUCUCGAGCACAGUGGGAAGAGGAGAAAAAGAUAAUACAAAGUCCACUUCCUAUAUCAUCCAUUGAAUGACUUUUAUUGGAUUGCUAAGAAAGAUUUGCUGCAGAGUGCCCUGCGAGUCGUCAACGCAUACGAACGAUUGAGUAGUUCCGAACAGCUGCCUAAAUUCACUGCUACCCUCACUCCUACGGAACAUACCCGAUCUCUCUUUGCUAUUUAUGCUUAUGAUGCAUUAUGUAAGGACUCUGAUUGAGUUACUCGCUCGAAGGGACCUCGCUCUUGAGGGGGGGGUAGUGUAAUGACCCGCCAUAACAAAGACUGAGAACACUG